Molecule: messenger RNA, 918 nt
Organism: Sitophilus oryzae (rice weevil)
Lineage: Eukaryota; Metazoa; Arthropoda; Insecta; Coleoptera; Curculionidae
Exons: 1
Coding region: 1-918 (305 amino acids)
Source: RefSeq, a predicted model, not a curated record
AUGGACUCCGUAUCAGAAAAACUACAAAUAUUCCAACCGGUCAACGUAGAUGAAUCCAUUGCUCGAGAAGAAUGGCAUACGUAUCACCCGUUCACCAAAUCAUUUAAGAACAGCGAUGAGAUAGAAAUUGUUAUUAAUCAGCAGGAUGUGUUUAUGGAUAUUAGCCAGGCUGAAUUAUACAUUGAGGCCAAAUUUUUGGAAGAAGUAUCGACAGUUGUGAAAACAGGAAAAUGUUCCCUGACAAAUAACGUUGGAGCAUUUCUAUUUGAAUCGAUAACGUAUGAAUUGAAUGGAAAAGUAAUCGAUAAAGUACGAGAUCCAGGGCUUAUAAGUACCGUUAAAAGUCUUUUGUGUCUCAAUCAAAAUGAAAGUACUGCCCUUGAUGUGGCGGGAUGGAAUUGGCCGAACGGUACUGUGAAAUCAUAUGAACCACAAACGGAUAAUUUCAGUCUCCUAAUACCAUUGAAUUUCCUAUUGAACGUCUUCUCCGAUUAUACUAGCGCUAUUAUGGGAACGCAGAAAUUAAAGCUUGUACGUGCCAAAAAAGAUGAUAAUUGUUAUGUUAAUUCAGAGGGAAACAAGAAAGCAGACAUCACCAUUUUGAAUAUCGAGUUAAGAGUAAAACAUAUCUACCCGAACGAUUCUGUGAAAUUAAAAUUGUUUGAAGCAAUUUCCAAGGACAAACCGGUAUUUAUUGGAUUUAGGAAAUGGGAAAUUCAUGAACUACCUGCUCUACGACAAGCGAGAAAAGAUGUAUGGACAGUGAAGGCAGCAUCUGAACGAGCGAGAUAUGUUGUUGUAUUCUUCCAAGAAGAUCGAAAAGAUAACUAUAAAGCUGAUGGCACAUAUUUCGAUAAUUUGAAAAUUACAGAUGUCAAGCUUUAUCUAAAUUCCGAGGCCUACCAUAUGAAUCCCUAG